AUGUCCUCCGACCGCCAGCACCCCAGCACAGCCAUCGACAGCCCGAAGCGCUCCCGCCUCCUCAUCCGUAGCCUCCUCCUCCUUUCCACCCUCCUGCUUGCCAGCCUAAUCAUCAAGCCCAUCACCGCCAGCCCUUCCCCCUCCCCCUCAUCCGACCCCUCCCCUUCCCCCUCCCCCUCCCCCUCUCCCUCCUCUGACCAGCUAUGCCAACACGCCGACCUCGCCACCCUCGGCGUACGCUGCCAGUACUGGUCUCAGCCGCUGCCGAUAAAACAUCUAGUGGACGCAGCGACGGCAUGGUGCGCUACGGCGGGCGAGGACGGGCCGAUACCGCACCUGCAGGUUGUUGGGAGUGAGAGGCCGAGGCCGAGGCCGGUGUGGGGGGUGGGGGAGGUGGAUGUGGAUGUGGAUGUGGAUGGGGAUGUGGUGGAUGGGGUGGACGGGGUGACUGGGGUGACUGGGGUGGCCGGGGCCGGGGUGACUGGCGUCCCCGAUGAUGAGGAUUUGCACGGAGUUGGGGAUAGUCGUAUUGGACUCAAGGCUCAAAACAUGAACGCCACCUCCGGCUGGGAUUUCACUCCGGAGGCGUGUAACCUGCUGACGCAGAGUAUUGUGCUGCAGUGCGCAAAGAACUGGCCCGGGUUGGGGGUCAGUGUUGGCGGCUGGUAUCGCACGAAAGAGGGGCUGGUCGAGGUUUGGGGGAUGAUUACACCCGUGGAGGGGUAG
Tricharina praecox is the source of this 726-nucleotide messenger RNA. RefSeq lists its product as uncharacterized. Bases 1 to 726 code for a protein of 241 amino acids. The record is from RefSeq and is a predicted model, not a curated record. The transcript has 2 exons. Lineage: Eukaryota; Fungi; Ascomycota; Pezizomycetes; Pezizales; Pyronemataceae.